Mercurialis annua (annual mercury) is the source of this 4243-nucleotide messenger RNA. Its product is annotated as pentatricopeptide repeat-containing protein At3g13880. NCBI's taxonomy places the organism in Eukaryota, Viridiplantae, Streptophyta, Magnoliopsida, Malpighiales, Euphorbiaceae. Gene Ontology annotation, biological process: RNA modification. The record is from RefSeq and is a predicted model, not a curated record. The transcript is spliced from 3 exons. Gene Ontology annotation, molecular function: protein binding; RNA binding. Bases 214 to 2322 code for a protein of 702 amino acids.
GUGGCGGUUCCGGUUACGAACCGUGGUCACCUCUAUUUUGCCUAAAAUAAUUUUAUAUGUUUGCAUUUCUUAUCAAAACUAAAAUUACCCUUUAUAAUCUUUUAAAAUUUUGUAUUACAAUAUGACCCGUAAAUCCAAAUUAUUGAAUUAAUCGAGCUGGUCUAGUGAACCAAAUUUCAAACACGACAUGGUUUUGGUACAAGUGCGCCAAACAUGACCUUGGACUCCAUUGCCUAUACAAAACUAGUACAACUCUCUUUGAAAUGUGGGUCAUUAAUCCAUGGCAAACUUGCUCAUUCCCACAUCAUAAAAACUGCUUUCAACCCAUGCCUCUUCCUGCUCAAUAAUCUUCUCAACAUGUACAGUAAGUUUGGAGAGAUGGAUACUGCUCACAAACUGUUUGAUAAAAUGCCUGAACGAAGUGUCAUUUCUUAUAAUCUUUUGAUUUCUGGGUAUAGCGAGAUGGGUUUUCAUCAUAAGGCGUUUGAGCUGUUUCGUGAAGCUAGAAUGGCUUGUUUAAAGCUUGAUAAGUUUAGUUAUGCUGGUGUGCUAAGUGCUUGUGGUCAAAUAAAUGAUCUUGGAUUAGGUAAACUAAUUCAUGGUUUGGCUAUUGUUUGUGGGUUGGGAAAGCAAGUUUUUUUGACCAAUUUGCUUAUUGAUAUGUAUUGUAAGUGUGGGAGGGUUGAUCAGGCUAGGGUUUUGUUUGACUGUUCUCAUGAACUGGAUAAUGUUUCUUGGAAUUCUUUGAUUGCUGGGUAUGUUAGAAUUGGUGCUUAUGAGGAGAUGUUGAACGUUUUAGCGAACAUGCAUCGUAGUGGAUUAAAAUUGACUACGUUUACGAUUGGGAGUGCUUUAAAGACAUGUUAUGUAAAUGCUGAUAAUAUGAUAGAAUAUGGUAAAACACUUCAUGGAUACACUGUUAAACUUGGAUUGGAUUUGGAUGGUGUUGUUGGGACUGCAUUGCUUGAUAUGUAUGCAAAAACUGGGUAUCUAGGUGAUGCAAUUCAACUUUUCAUGACAAGUCCUAAUCAGAAUGUUGUAAUGUAUAAUGCUAUGAUCGCUGGGUUCAUCCAAAUUGAGGAUAUAGAUGAACAGGGCGCUUAUGAAGCAUUUGACCUUUUCUCUCAGAUGCUAAGGAAGGGUAUAAAACCCUCAAAUUUCACAUUCUCAAGCAUUGUCAAAAUUUGUAACAGUAUUCAAGCGAUUGAGUUUGGAAAACAAAUUCAUACCCAUAUCUGUAAGAACAACGUCCAAUCUGAUGAAUUCAUUGGGAGUGCACUUAUUGAGCUGUACUCCUUGUUGGGUUCCACUGAGGAUCAGUUUAAGUGCUUCAGUUUGACUCCCAAGUUGGAUAUUGUCUCAUGGACUUCCAUGAUUGCUGGUUAUGCUAAAAAUGGGCAAUUUGAAAGUGCGGUGGCUCUGUUUGAUGAAUUUAUGGCAUCUGGGAAGAAGCCAGAUGAGUUCAUACUAUCAGUUAUGUUGAGUACUUGUGCAGAUUUAGCUGCAGAAAGAUCUGGAGAGCAGGUCCAGGGAUAUGCUAUGAAGACUGGCAGUGGGAUAUUCACUGCUGUUCAGAACUCACAGAUUCUUAUGUAUGCAAAGUCUGGCAAUAUAGGUUCUGCUAAAAGAACAUUUGAGGAGAUAAAGAAUCCUGAUACAGUGUCCUGGUCUGUGAUGAUCUACAGCAAUGCACUGCAUGGAUGCGCAAACGAUGCCUUGAACCUCUUUGAGUUGAUGAAGAGUCGCGGAGUUUACCCAAACCAAAUUACAUUCCUUGGAGUUCUUACUGCUUGUAGCCAUGGAGGGCUUGUUGAGGAAGGACUAAGAUACUACGAAAGCAUGAAGAAUAACUAUGACAUGAAAAUUAAUUUAGAGCACUGCGUCUGUGUUGUUGACCUCCUUAGUCGUGCCGGAAGACUGGUGGAUGCUGAAAAUUAUAUUUUGAACUCAAGUUUUGGAGAUGACCCAGUGAUAUGGAGAACACUGGUGAGUGCUUGCAGGCUUUAUAAGGACGCUGUUACAGGGAAACGUGUAGCGGAGAAACUAAUUGAGCUUGACCCGCAGGAAUCUUCAUCAUAUGUUCUUCUUUACAACAUUUACACAGAUGCUGGAAUUGAUGUCUUGGCCAUGAACAUUAGGGAAAUAAUGAAAGAUCGAAGAGUGAAGAAGGAACCUGGCCAGAGUUGGAUUGAGGUGGGAAGUGAGGUGCAUUACUUUGUGGCGGGCGGUAUUUCUCACCCAAUGAGUCGAGAAAUUUAUGAAAAAUCUGAAAAUAUUUCACACAAAAUAAGGGAAUCAGAAGUAUUGGAACAAUGUUUAUGAUAUCUCUGUAUAGGAAAUAAAGGGCCUUGGGGCUGAACUUCUGUGGGGAAUAGCUAGCUGUGAGUUUUCUAACCAUCAGCUCCUGUGAAGAUGAUGGAAAAUUAAAGGAUCUACUAUAACUGUCAUACAACAAUGAAGCCCAUCUCAAAUGUGGAAAAAGAAAAUAGUUCUUAGAGAUCCACUCGGUUUCCAAUUUUAAAGAGUGAUAUUGUUCUUGUGAACAGGAAGGUAAUGUAAUUAGCAACCACACUCAAUUUAUUCCAUAACAUUUCAGUCUGCCACAAAAUGAUGAGUAAAUUGAAAGAAUCCUCCAAUUGGCGAAUUAUUAUUGGUAGUGCUGACGUGGGGCCUGUGCUGAAGCAGAAUCUGGAAGUGGGGAAGUGAUGGAAAAGAAAAAACUAUUAAAACUCUGAACGACUAGUAGAAAUCAGAAGUGGCUUCUGCAACAUCUUACCAUUUUUGUGCCACUUGUAAAAUCCAAUUUGGAUGUUGAAUUAUUAUCGGUGAGAAAUGUACGAUUCUUCACUGCCCCACUUGAACAAAAUCAAAUUAUUUUCUUAUUGACGCUGCAUUGAUAUAGGUAUAUUAUAAACCUUAAUUGUUCAAGUACUUUCCUGAAUAUUGGCAAGAAAUGUUUGAAGUGCUGUUGCUGAAUGGUAAUUGUUGCAUUGGAACAGUUACAGUCCCUUAGCUUUUGGAAAAUGCAUCUGGUGAGGAAUGUUAUGAACUUCAAAGACUAUGUUUUCUACUCAUACUGGAUAAUCAGCACAAGUGUAUAGCAACAUUGAAUUUUAACUCUCAAAUUCAGGAUCCUGCAUGAGAGUUUGAAGCUGUUUAACUUCUUUUCCUACUGAUGAGAGCUACUGGUUGCAUUUUCUAUGCAGAUGUUUGAGUAUAAUGCUGGAAGUUGGAAAGGCGAACUGGAAAACAAUUUUAAGAGAUCUUUCCUGUCCUCCGACAGUAAGCUGGAUGGCUACCAAUUUUCAGGAGAACCAGUAAGUCAAGAAAGCUUGCUAGUCAAUAAAACUAGAUUUCCCUUGGAGAUACCUGAAGUUCUGACUUAAUUCGCUAUAGGUAAAUUUGAUAAGUUUCUAUUUUUACACCAUGUGAAUGUUUUUCCUUGGUAGAGCUGGUACUGAGAAUGAAAGACGCAAAUUUAUUUUAAAGAAAUCAUUACAGGAUAGGUGUUGUUUAGGAAACUCCACAUCAGGAAACAAUUACCAAAAACUCAUUUUGAUUUUUAAAACGUUCAAAUCUGAAGCAAUUUAAACAAUAAAAGAAGAUAGAUUUUCAUUCAAAUUAUUGCUGAAGUUAUCUCUAGGAUGAGUUCAGGAGUUAGCCGCUGGAGUGCAAAAUAGACGCAAAAUGCAUUGAAACUAAUAUAGUCAGCUGCGCUGUAAGAUAGACUAGCACGUGUCACCUCAUUUAGAAAUCUGUUUUCCUAAAUUAGAUAAGUUUAUUAAGCAUAUUAAUUCAUGAAAAAUAUUCUUUACAUGUCAGGUCUCUUCAUAUACCAAAGUAUAAGUUGAUAAUUAUGUCAAUCUUUUUCUCGUUGUUGACGCGUUAUCAUUAUAUAGUUACCGAAACUAGCAAAUUAUGAGUCUUUAAUUACCAUAUUUUCUCAUCUCUACAUAGAAAUUUGUUCAUGGAGUAGUAAUGAGUUGUUUGCCUUAUAAAUUGCUAUAUGAUACCAUAUCACCAUAUGUUCAUAUUGUUUUUUAUUUUUGAUAAUUAUAUGUUCAUAUUGUUAUUGCUUGUAAAUCUCUCUAGAUCGUCACAAACCUUGCAAGUGUUUUUUCAAAGGUUACUUCAUCUCUUCUUCUGCAGGAUUAUGGCGGUGAGAAAUUUGAAAUACGAACUCAUCACCAAUGCAUCUGCUCGAAAACUGACCUUUGGCAAAAGGAAGGCCGGGUUGUUAAAG